UUAUAAGGCGCAAUGAUAGGCCUAGUGUGAAAAUAUGGAGUCCGUUUGGGUCGUUAUAAAAUGGGUGAAAGAAACUAUGAUGUCAAACUCAAGUUUUGAAACAAUAGUUGCUGUUGCCACGCUGUUGUUGUUGCUGAUGUUUGUCAGUGAAAACUGGAAUUGGCUCAAAAUCCCGGGUCCAAUUCCGUGGCCGAUUAUUGGGAAUCUAGGAUCACUCAAAGGCACGAAGUUUCUUAGCAUACACGAAAUGUACAAAAUAUAUGGCCGGAUAUUUCGUUUGAAGUUUGGCCGAGUAAAAGCGGUCGUUCUCUGUGAUGUUGAAUUGAUAAAAGAAGCAUUGCUUGAUAGAGGGAGGUCUCUCUCAGGUCGUCCGCAGUUUGCAUCGUAUAGACUGGUAUCUGGUUGCAAGAGCGUUGUUACAAACGACCCACGUUGUUUAAGGGAAUGGGUAAACUACAAGUCGACGAUGGUACAGACUUUAUGCAGUAUCUCAAACAACAAUGAAAUGAAAGAACUUAUGAACGAACGCAUCGGAUCUGUGCUUGUUUAUAUGAUCCAGGAAUUAGAGAAAGGUGGCGAUGGUCAGAACUUUGCAGAAGAUAUUGUCACUAAGACAGUCGCAAAUUUCCUGUGCACUGUGUGCUAUGGGGAAACCUAUGAUUUCAACAGCAAGGAAUUCAACAAUUUGAUUGAAAUGAGCCGACAUUACACGGACAACUUGUCAAAAUCGAUAUUGCGCGACAUGAUCCCACUUGCAGAAAUUCUUCCAAGCGUAAACAAAGGAAGAGCAGAUUUUGCCAAGACGAGCUACCACCUCCACCUCUGGUUCUUAAAAAGGGUAGAAGAGGUCAUUCAACAUUUCCAACCAAACAAACUAAACGACUUGGCCUCAGUGAUGGUCUCUGACUUAACUAAUGACCCCACAGAAAAUAUUUCUAAUAUAACUGAAAAGGAUCGAAACUCGAUAGCAGCAAUUAUCAACGACUUGGUACAAGGUUAUCAUUCUCUGUACUCUAUGGCGCUAUGGGUGGUCACAUACAUGAUAAAGUACCCAGAAGAAGUGAAAAAGAUUGAAAACGAGUUAAAUGAAGUGUUGGACGACUAUCUUCCUACGUUACAUGACCAGGAGUCUCUACCACACACCAUGGCCUUUAUCAAUGAGGUUUUGAGAUGCAGACCGAGCCUUCCAUUGGCGGUACCGCAUUCAGCUACGGAGGAUACCAAGCUCGGUGGAUACGACAUCAGCAAAGACACGAUGGUGGUAGCAAGUUUAUAUUCAGCAAAUCGUGACCCAAAAGUGUGGGCGAACCCGGACCAAUUUGACCCAAGUCGAUUUUUAGCCAAAGAUGAUUUGGGUGUGAAAGUGUUGGAUGAAACAAAAGUGGAACAAGUGUUCACAUUCUCUUUGGGGGAUCGAAAAUGUCCAGGCGAAGACAUCGGAAGAUCAUUUCUUUUCUUAACCACAGCGUACCUCGCGCAUACUUGCAAGUUAAAGCCAGACCCAGCCAAACCACCAACUUUUCAAACUAAGCCUGGUUCGAUAACCAGACCAAAAGAUUUUGGUGUUCAGCUUAAUGUUAAAAAAUGUUGGCUGGGCGUGUUUAAGCCAGAUGAUAACGAAGAGUAAGAAGAUGUAAAAAGAAAGUGAAAGCAUGGACCAUCUUACCCCAACCUGCUAUUACUAGGUGGAGUAAGAUCGAAAAUUGUUUUAUAAUAAUUUAAAUCAUACAUCUCCCGAUCGUGUUUAUA
Ciona intestinalis (vase tunicate) is the source of this 1749-nucleotide messenger RNA. NCBI's taxonomy places the organism in Eukaryota, Metazoa, Chordata, Ascidiacea, Phlebobranchia, Cionidae. The record is from RefSeq and is a predicted model, not a curated record.